Messenger RNA from Salvia miltiorrhiza (redroot sage), 990 nucleotides. RefSeq lists its product as uncharacterized. NCBI's taxonomy places the organism in Eukaryota, Viridiplantae, Streptophyta, Magnoliopsida, Lamiales, Lamiaceae. The record is from RefSeq and is a predicted model, not a curated record. Bases 358 to 804 code for a protein of 148 amino acids. The transcript has a single exon.
AAGCUAGAUAUAACUAACUGUAAAAUAAUUUCGAUAAGAAGAAAUUUAUUUUAUGUAUUUUAUUUUGUAGUGUAUGCUAGAAUUGCGAUCGCCCAUCCGUCCCAGUUAAGUCAACAACCAACUAGAAAGCAAUAAAUUGCACGACCCAAUUCCACCUGGCACAUUUCCUUUACUACCCCCGCCGAAUUCGAAACACGCGCCACAUGUCGAGGGCAUAUCCGUAACUUCAGCCCACGCGCACCUCCCUAUAAAGAAAACAGCCCCAGCUUACUCUCUGUGCUCUCAUUCACUUUCAACCAUUUUUCAAAACCCCCAAAACGCAACCGCCCCCAAAAAACCCCCCAAAUCCCCGCCGCGAUGUCGUCGCAGCAGAUCGAGUCCCACCGCGAGAACGCCGAGGUGUACACCGGCGACGCCGCGUGCAAGCAGAAGUCGAAGGAGCUGCUGGAGAAGAUCAACAUGCCCAAGGGGCUGCUGCCGCUCGACGACAUCGUGGAGGUCGGUCACAACGCGGAGACCGGCUUCGUGUGGCUGAAGCAGAAGAAGAGCAAGACGCAUUACUUCCGCGGCAUCGGACGCAGCGUCUGGUACGACACCGAGGUCACGGCGUUCGUCUCCGACCGCCGGAUGAAGCGCCUCACCGGCGUCAAGAGCAAGGAGAUCCUGAUCUGGAUAUCGAUCUGUGAUAUUUCGAUCAAGGACCCCGAAUCCGGUAAAAUUACGUUCGGCACCCCUACCGGAAUCUCCAGAUCUUUUCCGGUGUCUGCGUUCGAGGAGGAAGAGGGAGACAAGGACAAGAAAUGAUAGGUUAACAUUGUAAAGCUUGCUUUCAAUAAAUCUGGUUUCUCUGCUGUUCCACAAUUUAGGUUUUUAUUUAUUUUUAUAUAUAAAUGUCUACUGGCUGCUUGAUAUUUAAGCCAAGUUCGUAAAUCAUAUAAAUGUGUUGAAUAUAUGUGGAAUAUUUUACUAGUAAAAAUUAUUCAUGAUUCA